This is a messenger RNA of Humulus lupulus (European hop), 1206 nucleotides long. Its product is annotated as pre-mRNA-splicing factor SPF27 homolog. Gene Ontology annotation, cellular component: precatalytic spliceosome; catalytic step 2 spliceosome; Prp19 complex. Gene Ontology annotation, biological process: mRNA processing. The transcript has 7 exons. NCBI's taxonomy places the organism in Eukaryota, Viridiplantae, Streptophyta, Magnoliopsida, Rosales, Cannabaceae. Bases 60 to 821 code for a protein of 253 amino acids. The record is from RefSeq and is a predicted model, not a curated record.
UCUCUUCAAGCUCUCUGCUCGCGCGCUCAGCAGAGAAGCCUCUCUUGCUACCAACAACAAUGGCGAUCACCAGUAGCUCUCAAGAAAUCCUCAUGCUGGAAGCUCCGCCGUCCGGACCUUCAUGGCAUGUACCCGCUAACGCCGAAAUCGUCGACGCCUUGCCCUACAUCGACGACGAUUACGCCGACCCAACCGUCAAGAGAGAGGUCGAUCGUUUGGUGGAGGAAGAGAUGCGAAGAAGUUCCAAGAAGCCCUCCGAUUUCCUCAAGGACUUACCUCCUCUCCCUAAGUCCAAUUUCCAGGACCACCCUAUGCUCGCUAGAGAAUAUGAACGCGUUCGAGCAGCGAAGCCUCCGGUGAUUCUGGAUUUUUCUCGGGAUAAGUUGGAGAUACCUGUGGCCAACAAAAGGAACGAUGAAACAGCUUGGAAGCAAGCUCUUCAGAAAGCUCAGUGUUCUUUGCAGCACCAAGUUAUUAGGUUGGAAAAUUUGGACUUGACGUUUAAGUAUGGUUCUGAGGCCUGGAAGCAGCACAAUCGACGAUUGGAAGUGCUCUUGUCAAGACUGCAAAAGUUAGCUCAGCAACAAUAUGACAAGAUUGAGACAGUAAAUCGUGAAAGGAAAUAUCAUCAGCAAAACACUGCUUAUGAGCUUAAUGCUCUCUCUGCUCAGUGGAAGGAACUUUGUCAGAAGAAUAUAGAAAUUCAAGCUGCAUGUGCUCAACUUGAAAAUCACAUAUCUGAUUUGAAAAGAGAAGCUUCAGAGAAAGGAUGGAGCUUGGAAACAAGUGCAGAGGGUGGUUCUUUUCCUAACGUAGAAUAAGGGCGGUCGUGAAGAUCUCUGGACUUGAUCAUAGAUGUUUGGAGGAUUGCUGUGAUAUUAUUCUCUGUUCAACACUCAUUGGCAAAGACUUCAGAGCUGGAGACGUCGGUAAGUUCUGCUCCCUGAUUUUGCCUCAAACGUCAUGGAAAAAAUCUGGGAGUACACCACUAGUUGGCGAUGAAGAAAGAUAGUUCAGUUUUAAUUGUUUAUUUGCUCUCACUUGGUACUACUGCAUUUAGAAUAAUCUGUUAGUGUAAUAUUCAAUUUUUGGAAAUUAGGAAGUCUGGUUCUUUGCAAUCGUGUCUUCUUUUUUUACUAUUAUUAUUCACUGCAAAUUUGCUUAUAGCUUAAGUCUGUUUUAUAAUAAUUUGUUAUAUUUCUAACA